This is a messenger RNA of Fraxinus pennsylvanica, 1113 nucleotides long. The record is from the annotation of a GenBank genome assembly. Lineage: Eukaryota; Viridiplantae; Streptophyta; Magnoliopsida; Lamiales; Oleaceae.
AUGGAAGGUACUUCUGCCAAAGUGGAAGAUUUCAAGGGUAGAGUGGAUGAGAUAAUCACAAAAGUUGACAAACUUGAGCAUAGAGUGAAUGAAGUUGAGCAAUUUUACUCGACUCCUGAAAUAAAGCAACCAAGCACAUCUAGAAAUGCCCCCAUUUUGAUUGAUAAAGAUAAGGAGAAACAUGUUCCGAGUAUGAAGAAGCUACAACAGGAUGCAUCACGCAGAGAGGCUGCUGCUGCAAAGAGAAUGCAAGAGCUAAUGCGCCAGUUUGGUACUAUAUUUCGUCAGAUCACACAGCACAAGUGGGCAUGGCCAUUUAUGCAACCAGUAGAUGUUGAAGGACUUGGGUUGCAUGAUUACUAUCAGAUAAUUGACAGGCCCAUGGACUUUAGUACAAUAAAAAACCAAAUGGAGGCCAAGGAUGGUACUGGGUAUAAGCAUGUCCGGGAGAUAUGUGCUGAUGUGUGCCUGGUUUUUAAAAAUGCAAUGAAGUACAAUGAUGAAAAGAGUGAUGUUCAUGUAAUGGCCAAAACCUUAUUGGAAAAAUUUGAGGAGAAGUGGCUGCAGUUUUUGCCAAAAGUUAUGGAAGAGGAAAAAAGACGAGAAGGGGAAGAAGCAGAAGCACGCUUUAACAUGCAGCUCGCCCAGGAGGCUGCUCACAUGAAACUGGCCAGGGAUAUAAACAAUGAGCUUUAUGAGGUUGAUAUGCAUAUUGAAGAACUCAGGGAGAUGAUUGUUAAAAGAUGCAGACGUAUAUCUAUUGCGGAGAAAAGAAAACUCGGGAUUGAUCUCACCAAAUUAUGUCCUGAAGAUCUUAGCAAGGCACUAGGGAUAAUAGCUCAAAAUAACCCCAGCUUCCCAUUGACAGCUGAAAACGUGGAGCUUGACAUCAAUGCACAGAGUGAAUCAACACUGUGGAGGUUGAAAUUUUUUGUGAAGGAUGCAAUAAAAGACGAGCACAAGAAUUCAAACGAGGAUGAUGAUAAUAAUAAUAAUAUCACUAAGAAGUAUGCUGCUACUGCCCAAAAUAACGACACUGCCUCCAAACGCAAAAAAGAGAUAUGUGAUGCAGUUGCCAAGGUUGCCAAGCGUCGGAAUAAGAAGCUUGGUUAA